AUGUUGCUUGAUAUCGACCGGGUGAUUUCCACCGACAAACAAGAUUCAAUUUCGUCGAAUGUGCUUGCACCGUAUCUGUAUCUUGCCCAGCUAGCGGGAAAUAACAAUAAUAUGCGCUAUCGGUUCCUAGUGGCGUUCAAUAUGCGUUUCUUCAAGAUCGACAAUACCCAGGUAUUGUCUGAGAUUGGCGACAUUAUCGCCAUUUUCCACAAUGCCUCAUUACUCAUUGAUGACAUUGAAGACAGCCUGGAGCUUCGACGCGGGCAUCCAUGCGCCCAUACGAAAUACGGUGUUCCCUUGACUAUUAACAGCGGAAACUUGAUGUAUUUCGUAGCCCUACAACGUGCUAUAACUGCACUCCCGAAUUUAUGGCUUGAAUUACAGGAACAAAAGGGUAUUGGAUAUGGUCAAAGUGGCACGGAUUUAACGGUUGUGAAUCCCUCUGUUAUUGAAUGCAAAACCAAUCGCAUUUUGGUUGACGAAAUGUUGAACUUGCACCAGGGGCAAGGCCUCGAUAUAUAUUGGCGUGACUCUCUCCAUGAGAUUAUGGAGAACCUACCUACUAUUGAAGAAUAUUUAAGCAUGGUGAUGAACAAAACAGGCGGAUUAUUUCGUCUCUCUGUGAAAUUGCUAGCACUUUUCUCCCCGUCUCCUCUUCAAGUGGAGACCCUCAUACCGCUUGCAAAUCUUUUGGGAAUAAUAUACCAAAUCCGUGACGACUAUUUGAAUUUAAUUGAUGAGCGAUAUUUUGGAAUGAAAGGCGUGGCUGGGGAAGAUCUUAUCGAGGGCAAGUUGUCAUUACCUGUAUUGCAUUGCUUGCUCCACAAUGAAGAGAAGUCCGCCCUCCACUAUGUUUUACUUGACCUCAAAACCAGUGAGGAUAGGAAAAACGAUCCCGACAGUAUUGCAAAGGCGAUCUUGUUCAUCAAGGAAAGUGGCUCUCUUAAGUUCACGUAUGAUCUCUUGCAAGAAUAUGUUUCAAAAGCUUUGCAGAUGUUGGGCUCUUUUCCAGAGCCUGAUGAUGCGUGCAAACUUCGGGAAAUAGUAGUGCUGUUUAGUAAUGUGAUGGAGCCCUAG
Messenger RNA from Clavispora lusitaniae ATCC 42720, 1077 nucleotides. It is a transcript of the gene BTS1, whose product is annotated as farnesyltranstransferase. Gene Ontology annotation, biological process: isoprenoid biosynthetic process. NCBI's taxonomy places the organism in Eukaryota, Fungi, Ascomycota, Pichiomycetes, Serinales, Metschnikowiaceae. Gene Ontology annotation, molecular function: prenyltransferase activity. The record is from RefSeq and is a predicted model, not a curated record.